This is a messenger RNA of Xenopus laevis (African clawed frog), 1866 nucleotides long. RefSeq lists its product as uncharacterized. The coding region runs from base 441 to 1202 and encodes 253 amino acids. The transcript has 4 exons. The record is from RefSeq and is a predicted model, not a curated record. NCBI's taxonomy places the organism in Eukaryota, Metazoa, Chordata, Amphibia, Anura, Pipidae.
UAAAAGAGAGGAAGGGUAAUAGGCGGCAGCAGCAGCAGAAUACCUGUGUGUAACCUGCACCAGCCCAGUAUUUUGCAGAGCAGCCGAGCGUGACUGUGUUUGUUUAACAUUCCCCACGCACAGCAGCUCGAUUGUGGUUGAAGCCGGUCGCAGCGAGCCCGCGGGGAAAGGGUUACACGCACACGCGUUCAACCUGUUCAACUUCCAGAGAGUUUUCCAGUCAGGUGGGGUCACGUGACCGCUUAAUUGCCUGACACCGGGCUCAGCCUGCCUCACUCACAGGUGCUGCAGCUACGGGCGCAGGAACGGGACAUUCUCAGGAAAGGGCUUGUGUCUGAGUGAGGAGAAUGGAGCUGAGCAGGGAUUGGAAUAUAGGAAGCAUGUCCCUCUAUGCUGAUAUUUAAUGGAUUUUCUUUCAGGUAUUAAGCGACACAAUCCAGAUGGGGUGCACUUGCUGUAGGCUGUGUCACAGUUAUGCAGUUGAGACCGAUACAGUACAAAGCAAUGGAUAUGUGAACGAAGCACUCAGCUGCCCUCCCAGUGAGAGUGACUGGUCCAAGACCCAGACUAUAACCAUCACUGAUCUUCUAAAUGAAGAACAGAAAAAGCUAGAACGUGACAGAACCAGUGGUUCACAGAACCCAGAUGCUGAAGAGGAAAAAAACAAUGAGAAAAACUAUGAGAUUGACUCUCCCACAUAUAUCUUGGACUUGAACUCCAAUGGUGAAAUCCCAAAGAACAACUACCCAUCCGCAGACACCCCUCAACAACAGGACAAUGAUCUAAAACGGAUCUCAGAAGAGCCUGAAUGUAUUCAACAUGAACUCAUCGAUUCCACGCAAAAGACCAGCUCCCUAACUGAAAGUGCUAUCUUAGAUGUGCUAAACGAUGACUUGUUAAAGCACAGUGAUCAUAAGUCGGGUUCUCUGGGCAGUGAUCAAGAACAUGCACCAAAACCUAAUGGUGAUCCUCCAGAAGAGCCUCAACGCGACUACGAAUCAAGCACUGGGUUGAUGAGCGAGGAACCAAUUGUGAAAGAUAAAAGUUCUUUAGUGGCCCUCAUGCUUGCUAGAAAUUCACUGAGAGAACCAAUCAGUGGGGCUAGUGUCCAACUACAAAACUAUGACGUGGAUCCAGAUGUUGCAGAGGCAUUGGCUGCCAUAGAAGCUGCUCUGGCUGGGGAAUACUUUGACGACAGUUAAUUGGGAAAUUCAUUUGUUACAUUUGUGUUUUAUCUGUUGACAAGUUUCGCCCUUGUCAAGAAUUGAAGCUUCUGAUUUUUUUUAUCUCAAGCGACAAUUUUGCAGACAUUUUGUACAAGACUUGACUUAUGCUCAAGUGAGGCCAAAAAAACCCAGAAAAACGCAUCUAUGUAUAUAUAGAAAGCACUACCACGAAUGCUACGAAUGUGAAUGGUUGUAUUAUAUGCGUUUUUAGGCAAAAAUGUUACAUUCUUGGGUGUGCAAUACAUUGAUAUCAUGGUGUAAGCUGGCCAGAACCUAAACAUUUGAGAUCCCUUAUCCUCUGGGCUGCCAUUUUACCAUCAUGGGGUCAGUAAUCAGCCAUUCCAAGACUUAUUGUAGAUCGCUUAAAUUAUGCAUUUAUGGAACUAGAUUUCAGAAGUCUUGUAUAAGACAGAUACAUCUAGCACCUGAUUUCAGAUGAAUGUUUAGAGGACCUAUUUACCAUGUAUUCAUAUUAUGAUUACAAUGAAUGAAGGCAGAAAUGUCAGACUCCUGGCGCUCCUGUUAUGAACACACAGGCCAAGAUUCAUUUAUAGUGGCCAAAGAGAAGUAAAAGUCCAUCAUUUUACAACCAAAACUGUAGCAAAUUCCAGGGCAAAGUGCUCCCUUCCAAUUAUACCAC